AAGAAAGGAAAAACCGGAAAGUCCAGUUGCCUCUUGGAAAAAAAUUUCUAAGUGGUUUGUCAAUGCCUCCUUUUUAGGGCUGAGGGAAAGUGACUAGUCAGGUCACCCCUAAGGCAGAAUUAGAACUGCAGUUUCUUAAGUACUGUAAAUACUGAUAGAAGAGGACAUUUGUACCUCAGGCUUGAAACUUUACAGUAAGAAAAGCAUUUGUCAAGUACGCAAAUUCAACAGAAAAUUUGGGCUCAAUUGUGAUUGUAAGUCGAGGUCUACCUGAAUGCCAAUAAUUUACUUUCCUAUUGUUCAUAUUGGAAUAUUUAUAAAUGCAACUAAAAGGGUAGCACAUGGAAAAAAAUAAUUGAUUUUCCAGCAGCAGCUGUUUAUCAAGACAUUUCAUUUUUUACUGCUGCGUUUAGGGAAAAUGUGACUCCUUCCCAGGGGACAAACGAUGGUUUCCUAUUAUUUUAGUAUGACAACAUCCACUCUAUUUCACUUAAGAGGUGGGGUAGAACAAGGAGAAAUCCCCCCCCCAAAAAACCCACUCAAAACACAAAGGCAUUUGGAACAUAGCUAUAAAUAUGCCUGUAGUGCCACAUUAACAUAGUUUUGCUCCUCAAAAAUGAUCAUAAUGACGAUGUUUGUAUGCUUGUAUGUUAACACCUUGGACACCUAGACAGCACACUGCUCAACAUAGAAAGGAAAUGUAUGAUAUAAAACAAUACAAAAUGUUUCAAUUUUUUUUUAAAGAACAACACAUCCUCUUGUUACAUUGUCCAAGGAGCCGUGACUUUAGCCAGGCUUCUCAAGUUACUUCGGGCACACCCCUGGCCGUCUCGCCUCCCUGUUUUCCAGCGAUUUGACGACUGGGGGACGGGGUGGGGGAGGGAAGGGUUGCUUUCCGCAGAGUCCUUGCUGCGAAGCCCCCCUUUCGAGGGAUUUGUAUAUCCCCUUCCUCAUACAAUCUGACACACACACAAACACACAAACAUACACAGAGAUUGCGAAACUUCCGGGCGCACAGAGGAGCCUUUUCCCGCUGGGGCCGGAACUCUCCACGUGAGCUUUCAGAGCAGCCGGUCCUUUGCUUUUGGGGCACCGGGCAAACAGAAGAAGGCGAGGAUGAGUCUGAAGCGCCUGCCCGGACUCUUCUGUGGCGGAAGGAGAUGCUUCCUUCAGGUUCUGCUUCCUUCGUCUCAAGGUCUUUGGUAUUCUAAGAAAUCUACAUGUGCCAGGAAACAGAUUUCUCCAUCAGGAACUGAAGCAAAAGAUGCAAUAGACAACUUGUUUUCUUCUGAACAGCAAUCUGCUAUUUUGCAGUUCCUCAAUUCAGCAUCCGAAGAAGAACUUUCUGCAGUUAAACUAUUGCAAGGGAAAAAGUAUCAUAAUGUAUUGGAGUAUAGAAACAAUCAUGGGCCAUUUCAGGAAUUACAAAGUUUACUGCAAGUGCCUUCUUUUCGGUAUAAAACAGCGGUUAAAGUAUGCAACUUUAUUCUCAACCCUCUAGAAAAAGAAGAGAAAAAAACAUGCAAUCCUAUGUCUGCCAGGAAAUGCAUCAGUCCUUCAAUUAAAAGAGAAAGGUUAAAGACUGCAAACAGUAUUGUAUCUAUUGUUUUUGGCAUGCAAAAAAUUUCAUGGGCUCAUGUUAACAGAGAUUUGAUUGUGCAGAACUGGCAUUUGGAAAACUACAGAAAUAAGGAAGAAACAUUCACACCAGCAAUGUACCUUGAGACAGUAUCUACUAUAAUAUCCAAGAUUCCUGAAGCAGACUUUUAUGUUUUGGAAAAAGUUGGACUUCCUCCCACAAAUGCUGCCUUGUUUCCAGUAACGUUGCAUCUUCGUAUAAUGGAAGCUGUACUUUUUGCAUUAUUGCAAAAAAGUUUUGGAAAGGAUGGGGAACCCCAAGUGCUGAGCAUCGCCCGGAAUGCUGUAGGCAGAUAUUUUGGGCUGAUGUUGGGAGAGGCACGAAUUAGUGGAGUGGACCUUGUAAAACAAUUUCUGGAUUCUGCUACACAAACAUCCCGUGUGAGCUUUGCAAGCAGCGUAGUUGCCAGGUAUAUGCAUAUAUUAUCAGGUAAUUCAUGGAAAAGAGAGGAGGAACUAUGUGAUUCAUUAUUGCAGGCAAUAGCUUUUUAUGAGCUUCUGGUAUUGGACACUUAUGAAAUGUCUUAAGAAUCAAAUAAAUUAAUGAUUGUGUGACUUCUGGAUCGUACAAUAAAUCUGUGACAUUUGAUGUAACAUUACAAAAGUUGAAAUAAUCUUUAG
Thamnophis elegans (Western terrestrial garter snake) is the source of this 2259-nucleotide messenger RNA. RefSeq names its product transcription elongation factor, mitochondrial (gene TEFM). The transcript has 4 exons. NCBI's taxonomy places the organism in Eukaryota, Metazoa, Chordata, Lepidosauria, Squamata, Natricidae. Bases 1117 to 2166 code for a protein of 349 amino acids. Gene Ontology annotation, biological process: mitochondrial transcription; transcription elongation by mitochondrial RNA polymerase. The record is from RefSeq and is a predicted model, not a curated record. Gene Ontology annotation, cellular component: mitochondrial nucleoid. Gene Ontology annotation, molecular function: nucleic acid binding; DNA polymerase processivity factor activity.